This is a messenger RNA of Silurus meridionalis, 1331 nucleotides long. RefSeq names its product zinc finger protein 292-like. Gene Ontology annotation, molecular function: DNA-binding transcription factor activity, RNA polymerase II-specific; DNA binding. Gene Ontology annotation, biological process: regulation of transcription by RNA polymerase II. The transcript is spliced from 8 exons. Lineage: Eukaryota; Metazoa; Chordata; Actinopteri; Siluriformes; Siluridae. Bases 32 to 1183 code for a protein of 383 amino acids. The record is from RefSeq and is a predicted model, not a curated record. Gene Ontology annotation, cellular component: nucleus.
ACGGGAGCGCGCAGCCGUGAUUGUUGUGAAGAUGGCGGAGGAGGAGGCUGAGAGAGAAUACAACAGGAGAGAAGAAACCGUGGCCCUGAAAAAACGGUUCCAGGAUUUAACCACGGUGCUACGAGACAGCACAGACUCGGCGAUAGACGCCUCCGCUAGCUUCUGCCACGGAUUUUGUCAGAUACUUGUGGAACAUGGAGGCCAAUGGAAGUCAGAGGAAGAUCCACUGCCUUUGCUGGAGAUGUACACAGUGGCUAUAUUGUGCUUUGCUGAGGCUACCCCCUUUCUUUUUCCUGAAUGUGAACAUGUCAUGGUUGUCCUUGAGAAAUUAGCUUUGAGUUGUCUGGAUUUUCUGCUCGCCCUCUUGGACAAAAUACCAACUACACUAUGGGAAGAAUUUCAGUCUUCUGUCAAGGUGGCACAUGGUAUUCUUCAGGACAAUGGGAAAUUGCAGCUUAGUAUACUGAUGACUCUAGCAAAUGAAAGUGGGGUUUGGACCAACACCACUCUGUGUCACAUACUCUCAAACAACAUGCCUGAUGUUGAAAAAGUUCAUGAGCUCCUAGCUCGGGAGGGACCUACACUGCUUGAUAUGCGGAUAAAACACCUUAUCAAACAAAAGUGUGUGGAAAAAGCUGCAGUGCUUGCAAAAACAUGUGCAGAGUUUCCUGAAUUUUGUGGAAAGAAGAAUUUCAAGCAGAUUUACCUUGUUUGUCUGUGUGAGACAAUGUCACAACAAGAACUCAUGCAAGAGAUAAAGGAGAUUGACUGCAAAGAUGCUUUGGAUAUGAUCUGUAACCUAGAAUCUGAGGAAAAUGAAAAAGGUGCCCUGAGCCUUUGUACUGCUUUUUUCAAGCGCCAGCUUCUACAAGGGGAUGUGUACUGUGCCUGGGAAUUGACACUGUUUUGGAGUAAGCUUCUGAUUCGUCUGGAAUUAGCACAGGCAUUUUUGGAUCAAUGCAGAUUGUUAGCACAACUCUCCGGCAGUGUUUACCACAUUCUUCUUCUCAUUAAAGUUAUUCAAGCAGAGGUUCAGAAUGAAGGACUUCCAGUGUGCAUCGAAAUGUGCAUUCAAGCUCUGAAAAUAGGAGUGAGUGACAAUGAAGACUGUAACACAACUAUCUGCAAAACUAUCUCCUGCUUGUUGCCCUUAGACUUGGAAGUAAGCGGGCAUGCCAGUUAACAGAGUUCCUUGUUAAGCCCACUGUGGAUUCCUACUAUGCGGUUGAAACACUUUUUAAUGAACCUGACCAGAAACUUGAGGAGGAAAGUCUCCCGAUUCCAAAUUCACUACGCUGUGAUUUGUUGUUGGCCUUGAAAACACAGUGGCC